AUGGCCCCCAAACACCAGUCCUCACUCCCACCUCUACUGAAGAAACCGAAACUGCCUCCAGGCCCCAAGCCAGAGAAGAAGCCGACCCCUCAGGACAUGCCAAAGGGAGAAAAAGAACAGCAAGAAGCGAUUGAACAUAUUGAUGAAGCACAAAAUGAAAUAGACAGACUUAAUGAACAAGCCAGUAAGGAGAUUUUGAAAGUAGAACAGAAAUAUAACAAACUCCACCAACCAUUUUUUCAGAAGAGGUCAGAAUUGAUCACCAAAAUCCCAAAUUUUUGGGUAACAACAUUUGUCAACCAUCCACAAGUGUCUACACUGCUUGGGGAAGAGGAUGAAGAGGCACUGCAUUAUUUGACAAGAGUUGAAGUGACAGAAUUUGAAGAUAUUAAAUCAGGUUACAGAAUAGAUUUUUAUUUUGAUGAAAAUCCUCACUUCAAAAAUAAAGUUCUCUCCAAAGAGUUUCAUCUGAAUGAGAGUGGUGAUCCAUCUUCAAAGUCCACUGAAAUCAAAUGGAAAUCUGGAAAGGAUUUGACGAAACGUUCAAGUCAAACACAGAAUAAAGCCAGCAGGAAGAGACAGCAUGAGGAACCAGAGAGCUUCUUGACCUGGUUUACUGACCAUUCUGAUGCAGGUGCAGAUGAGUUAGGAGAAGUCAUCAAAGAUGACAUUUGGCCAAAUCCAUUACAGUACUACUUGGUUCCUGACAUGGAUGAUGAAGAAGGGGAAGGAGGAGAAGAUGAUGAUGAUGAAGAAGAAGAGGAAGGGUUGUAAGAUAUUGAUGAAGAGG
Messenger RNA from Eptesicus fuscus (big brown bat), 790 nucleotides. RefSeq names its product protein SET-like. Bases 1 to 774 code for a protein of 257 amino acids. Gene Ontology annotation, biological process: nucleosome assembly. The record is from RefSeq and is a predicted model, not a curated record. Gene Ontology annotation, cellular component: nucleus; chromatin. Gene Ontology annotation, molecular function: histone binding; chromatin binding. NCBI's taxonomy places the organism in Eukaryota, Metazoa, Chordata, Mammalia, Chiroptera, Vespertilionidae. The transcript has a single exon.